CUGCCCGUCACCCCAUCCGGAAGUAUAGUUUGAUUCCGGUUCCGGUCAGAAGAGGAAGCGUGUGUAAGAAAUUAAGAAAAAAGGAGUGUUGAAUUGACUGCACCAUAAUUAGGCGAUUUUGGUAAACAUUUUUGUUUCACCAGCAUUUCUGAAAAGAUUGCAUUAUGACACUAAAGCAAAAAAAUGGGGCAAUGUUUUGGAUUUUCUGUGUUUGUACCUUUGUAUCUUUUGCCCUGGAAUGUGAAGCUUUUAACAACACACAUAAUUUACAAGGGGAAUUUAUGCAACAUAAAUGGAGUAUUCCAGUUCAUCUGCUUGCAGGUCUGCAAGCACACCGUGACAUCAUUGCAAAGGAAGGUUCAAGUGCUUUAAUAGAAUGUAAUCUUACUGGAAACCAUUAUGAUGACAUUCUGUGGUACAAUUCCAAAGGUCAUAUCUUGGAUGAAGAGAGAGGAGGAGGAAAAUGGUUAAUUUUGGACAAUGGUUUUCUGAAUAUCACUGCGGUGACUUUUGAAGAUCGAGGCAGAUAUACUUGCAUAGCAUCCAGCUCUUCUACCUACUUUAACUACACCAUCACCCUACGUGUAGCCUACACACAUGGUGGUAUGGGUCUGUACUUUGUUAUUGUAUGCCUUGUAGCUUUCACUAUUACAAUGAUCCUUAAUAUUACUCGUCUUUGCAUGAUCAGCAGUCAUUUGCGCAAAACUGAAAAAGCUAUUAAUGAGUUCUUUAGGACAGAAGGGGCAGAGAAGCUUCAGAAGGCCUUUGAGAUUGCCAAACGUAUCCCAAUAAUCACUUCGGCCAAAACUCUUGAACUGGCAAAAGUCACGCAGUUCAAGACUAUGGAAUUUGCCAGGCACAUCGAAGAUCUUGCUCGAAGCAUUCCACUGCCACCGCUUAUCUUAAACUGCAGAGCAUUUGUGGAGGAGAUCUUUGAGGCAGUCCGUCUGGAGGAUCCAGAUCAACCUCGGGAAUCUGAAGAAGAAGAAAAAGUUGCUAUCAAAACUGCCCCUCAGGGAAUAUACACAAUUGAAUCUGAAAUACACAGUAACUUCUCCCCAAGAGCUGAUUUAGAAAGUGAUGUCUUCAACAAAGGUCAGGAAAUUGCAGUCAAGGUGUCAGUUCAUUCUUCUUCUUCUUCUAGAAACAAGGGCUUAGACACUGUUUCGAAUAGCAGUUCAGAAAAUGAAUGUAGCAGUCCUAAUCAGGUAAAUAGCAUCAUUUAUGAAAGUCACAUAUAGAAUAGACAGGUCAUAGUCGAGUUAAUGCAUGAAUCACAUGUGUGUCCUUUACCUUUUAAAGUGUAUAUAUUUUAUUUUUUUUGCACAUACUUUAUUUUGUAAGGGUCUACACAUGGAUAUAAUGCUUUGCUUGGAUUAUUAUUUGUUGUGACUUUUCUUGAUGGAUGCCUUAAACAUCCUGGUUUACAAAGAUUUUGUGGGGGUUCAAUACAUAAUACAAACUAGGAUAGUCCUUGAAUAAUUUUAUAACUUUUUAUAAAAUUAAGUUAAUUGCCUAUGAAAAGAAAGUCAGAUUUUGUAAAAGCAGAGUAACAUAGGUGCUUUUUGUUUUUGUAUUAUUAUUUCUUAGUUUUGUGAUGCAAAUGUAUGAAAGGCUUCAAGUACAUUCUAAUUGAUUUUGGAUAUGUCUUACAUUCCCGCUAUUGUCAUGGCACGAAUAUAUCUUUUGACUAUUUCUGACUGACCUGAAAUAUGCUGCAGUUGUUACAGCAGUUUGAAUUAAAUUUUGUGUUGCUUUAUCAUCUGUAUUAAGAUUAUAAUAUUUAUUAUAUUAACUGCAGCAUACUUAAAGCAGGCACAACCAUGUAGUUCACAGAUGCAUUCUAAACUAGCUCACGAAAUUAAUAUCCAUUGCAGCCAAUAAGUGUGGUGAAACAGUAUCAUCAAGUCGCUUGUGUGUUAUGGUUUCUAAUGGCUUAAAAGUCUGUAUGUUCAUUUGGGAUUUGCAGAUUUUUACUUUACAAUAAAUAGAACAUUAUUUAAUAGGAAAGGUAAUUGCCUGGGAGAUUAUCACUAUUUUAUUUGUUACCGUAGAAUGUCAUUUUGUAUCGUUAAGUAUUGCCAUUAGGUUCUGUAAUAUAUUGAAAUCUAUAAUUUAAUUUUUUAUUGAAAUUAAAAUUGUAAUCAUAUCUCUUAUAAAAAUAUGUAAACUAUUACACUUGAGAUUUUUCCAGUAAUGAAUGCAGAAGUUUUGACGUAAGGUAGUGUACUUACUAAUAAUGGUGCCAGGGAGAAACAAUGAGUUGCAUGUUGAUUAGCACAUGCAAGCAAGAAUUUCACUUUACUCUGUUUACAUGACUAAUAUGACCCUAUAAAUUGUUCUUCAUUAUGUGUUUAAAAUGUGCAAGGACCCCACUGGACUCCUGACAUUUUCAAGAAGAUCAAAAUACAGAGCUAAAUUGUUAAAUUCCAACAUUUAAACUGGCAACGUUCCUAUGUGUGUAUUAUGUAUCUUACGGGAAAUUGGACAGAAUAGGAAUGCCACAGAAAUGUGCCCGCUCCCAUUAAUGUAAGUAACUUGUAAUAAGUUUCACAGCAAAAAAAAUUUGACACAGUGUUAAACGUUCUAUCUCUCAUAGAUACAGGGGUUAGAUAUGGCAGCUGUGUGUAAUUUUUUUUUUGGUCUGUUUUGCUGAUAUGUAACAAACACAUGGCUUGAAACUCUGCUGCCUCACGCUGUCAAAGUUCUAGUUUCAGAUAUGCACCCAAGCAUUACCUAUGUUAAAUUUACAUUUUUUCUCCAUGUCUGCAUGAGUUUUCUCCUGGCAUUCUUCCUGUUUCUGGAGGGCCUUCAUGUUAGGAUGAUUAUAACCUUUAAUAACCCCAUUGAUUGCAUGCAUGGGUUUUCCCUACCAAGAGCUGGCUUGAGCCUUGCCCUUUAUGUUGCAAGAAUAGGCUCUGGCAUUCCGUGACCUGGUACUAUAGUAAGCAUGUUUGAAAGGUCAAUAAAUAAGUGUGUCAUUAUCAUACAUACUUUUCACAAUUUAUUAUUGUUAAAGAGUGAAGUUUAAAGCUUAUGCAAGUAGUGAUGCCUUUAAAGUGCUCUGCAGUUUAGACUUUAUAAGUAGCAGUAGUUAUGUUCAGUAUAUUUAUUAAUAUUUAAAAAAAAAAAAA
Polypterus senegalus (gray bichir) is the source of this 3134-nucleotide messenger RNA. Its product is annotated as microfibril-associated glycoprotein 3-like. The record is from RefSeq and is a predicted model, not a curated record. The transcript is spliced from 3 exons. Bases 165 to 1241 code for a protein of 358 amino acids. NCBI's taxonomy places the organism in Eukaryota, Metazoa, Chordata, Cladistia, Polypteriformes, Polypteridae.